Messenger RNA from Fonsecaea pedrosoi CBS 271.37, 1098 nucleotides. RefSeq lists its product as uncharacterized. The transcript has 2 exons. The coding region runs from base 1 to 1098 and encodes 365 amino acids. The record is from RefSeq and is a predicted model, not a curated record. NCBI's taxonomy places the organism in Eukaryota, Fungi, Ascomycota, Eurotiomycetes, Chaetothyriales, Herpotrichiellaceae.
AUGGUACCGACGAUCGAACCAUUCAACCCUCCGUGCACAAGGAACUCUAUCGGCAACCACAAACCUUCGCAAGAACUCGAUGACGGAUUUUUCAGAACCUACCAAGCCAUCAUCGAAGAUGCUUUUCUGCUGGAGCCAGGGGGAAGCAACAGGCCGCAAGAGUUCGUUCAGCUCGUCGUCGUAGUCACCGAGAUCUUACAAUGGGCAUCCUCGAACCCGGGUAACAAAACCGCCGCCAAGACACUUCAAGACAUGAUUCAAUUGAAGCCUUUGACAGAGGAAGAGAAGCAGUGCGUCCCAGAACUACCCGCCGAUGACUGCCUUUGUCUUUUGGUGCGGCUCCUCGCGAGAAAGAAGCAGCCUACAACACCAGUGGAGUAUUUGAACGAGCUACAGAAAUUGAAAAUUCACACAAUAAUCACGGAUGAAAAACAACACGAAGACAACCUUCAACGAAACUGCGCUGGAGUUUAUGGCAUUCCGAAUCAUGUCUCAAUAUGCAUAGGGUCACAUAUUCAGACAUCAUCGCAACCGAAUAUCUGUCUACAUAUCAUUGCGACCAAUGGCGAACAUCACCCAACAUACCUCGGGAAAUGGGCCAAGAAGUCCAGGAAGAAGCGCUUUGAAAAUCUGCAAAGCAAUGUUCCACAACACGUCACGAAGGCUGGACUCUGGCUCGACGAAAACCUACGUGACGACGAUCGUCACGGCACGCAAGCCAUCAACACUUGGAAACUCGAAUCCACUCCAGCAAGAUCUGAUGCAGAACCAACAAAUAGGCCUCAACAUUUCAGUCACGAGAAUGAACUUGCCAUUACAUUCACCAUCCAGAAGGGGACAGGGAUCACGCGCUGCGAGCGUUGCGCGAUUUGCAGAAUGCUCUUUUGGUACAGACAAGAUGACACAGAGAUCGGCAUUGAGAAUGACCCGGAGCCCCGCGAAGAAGCCCUUAAAGACAAAGGUAUCUAUCGAAACAAUACUUGCUCCGAGGGAUUGCUCCAUGAGCUCUGCGAAAUGGCCGAACGGAGGGCGGCAAAAACACAUCCAGGUACCACGGGCACCACGGAUCAAGACCCAGACUCUGGAGAGGCUUUGUGA